CUGAUAAAGUUUAAAUCACGUGAUAGAUACUCUAUGAUCACAGUAUAUAAAUGGUUCCUACACAUAUACGGGCCAGUGUUUUGAUUUGGAGAUUUUCCCUAUUUGAAAAUUAUCUUGGAUCAUGAUAAACAACAUGUCAUCGAAACGAUGAAAAACCACGAUGAUGACAUCGUCAUUGUUGGGGUUGGAGGAAAGUUCCCCGGAGCAGACAACAUUGACGAGUUUUGGCAGGUAUUGCGUGAUGGCGAGAAUCACGUAAUAGAAAUUCCUUCGGACAGAUGGAACCUGGAAGCAUUUUACCACGAAGAUCCAGACGAGCCCGGAAAAACCUACGUAAGGAAAGCUGGACUCCUGAAAGGAUACGACCAGUUUGACAACAAACAAUUCGGCAUCAGUGACAUGGAGGCUGCCCGGAUGGACCCCCAACAGCGCUAUGUGCUGGAGUCUGUUCACAUGGCUCUAGAAGACGGCGGUAUUACUAAAAAGGAUAUACACGGAACGCAGACAGGAGUGUAUAUAGGUGUGAUGAACGACGACUACAGAAUCACGUGCUGUGACGACCUGAAGCGUACGUCCAACUACACGCUUACAGGAACGUCGCCAAGUAUUAUACCUGCACGUGUAGCCUAUACCUACAACCUGCUAGGUCCUGCCAUGACUAUAGAUACCGCCUGCUCCUCAUCCCUUGUCGCGAUCCACGUUGCAGCACAAGCCUUAAGAUGUGGUGAUUGUAACAUUGCUAUUAGCGGCGGUGUCAACAGCAUAUUGUACCCAGAUAUGUUUGUACCACUCAGCAGAGCCCGGAUGGUGUCACCGACUGGACAAUGCCAGGCCUUCUCCAACAAAGCGGACGGAUAUGCUCGUGGCGAGGGUUGUGGCAUUUUGAUUUUAAAGACGAGAAAACAGGCAAUGCUUGACGGGAGUAAAAUCUGGGCGUCCAUAGCAACGGGAAUUAACCAGGAUGGUCGGACAACAACACCAAUGACAGCUCCCUCUACGGUGCAACAAAUGAAUCUUCUCAAACAAGUGUACAGUGCCACUGGUUGUGAUCCGAGGACGGUCCAGUACCUUGAAGCUCAUGGAACGGGUACUCCAGUUGGCGAUCCAAAAGAAGCAAAUACUCUUGGGGAGUUCUUCGCAGCAAACAACGUUGAAGACGAUGAAUGUCGAACUGCUGUUCUCAUCGGCUCCGUGAAGACAAAUAUUGGUCACUUGGAGUCUGCAGCUGGUGUGGCUGGUGUGAUAAAAGUUCUCCUGAUGAUGAAACAUGGUAAGAUUGUUCCAUCACUUCAUGUUCAAUCGCCAAAUCCUAAAAUAGAUUUAGAAAACUACAAUUUAGAGAUAGCUCAGCACCUGACAGACUGGCCAUAUCUUCCUGGAGGUCGCACGAGGUUGUCGUGCGUCAAUUCGUUUGGAUUUGGGGGAACCAACAGCCAUGCUAUCAUCAAACAAGAAAACAUCGACAUGCCUCUAUGUCUUGAGACAAACAAAAGCAACAUGGUUAAACAUGUUAUCACUGUCUCAGGGAAAGAUAAACUGUCGCUUAAAAGGAAUCUUUUACAUCUGAUGCUGAAAGUUGGAUCAGCUAAAUAUUAUAUAGAAGACAUUUCCUACACAUCAACCUGUAGACGGGACCACUACCCAUACCGAAUUGCAUUUCAGACCUCCUCAUGCAGCGAAAUUCCAAAACUGUGCGAUGACCAGAUUAAACAGCUGGAUAUCAAGAAAUUUACAACAAUGAAGAAACCAAAUGUCGUCUUUGUCUUCUGUGGUGUAGGGACAACAUGGUUGGGCAUGUGCAAAGAUCUUAUAAGAACAGAAAUGGUUUUCCGGGAGACUGUUAAGCGAAUUGAUAUAUUCCUUACUCCUCUAGCUGGAUUGUCCAUGUUAGAAAAGCUGAUGGACGGUUUCGACAUCAACGAUCCACUGAUCGCUCAUUUGGCAAUUUUCACUUGUCAAGUUGCGCUUACCGAACUAUGGAGCCAUUUUGGGGUAAAGCCUGACGUCGUUGUUGGCCAGUCAGUAGGAGAGGUAGCGGGAGCGUACGCGGCUGGAGUUCUCUCGCUCCAAGAAGCAGUUGAGGUUAUCUACGUAAGGUCACAACUGCUUUCAAAAGCAAAUGGAGGGGCUAUGCUUGUGGUUGGCAACUGUGAUAUGGCUGUAGUGGAAGAUAUCUGUCAGAAGUUCAACGGAAAAGUGAGCGUGGCUGUUCGUAUCAGCCCGUUUGCUUGUACUCUAUCGGGAGAAAGCGAUGCUAUAGAUCAACUGAUGCAGGAAAAUGUCCUCAACACAGAGAAGAUACUGCUGAGAAAAUUGAAAGUCCCGUGUGCUUAUCAUAGCCACCGUGUAGAAGACGCCAGCGAGCUGCUGGAAAAGAGGCUGAACGGAUUUAACCCCAACAAUCAAACAAAAUGUACUCUGAUUUCAACAGUGACAGGAACACAUGCAAUAUCUGACGACUUUACAACGCCAAAAUACUGGAGACGAAACGUGAGGGAGCAAGUUUUAUUCGGGCAAGCCAUCAAAGAGGCAAUCGUAAAAGGCAAUGCGAACAUUUGCAUAGAGAUAGGACCGAAGCCAGUAUUGAAAUUCCAUUUGUCAAACAUAAUUGACAAGCAAAAUGCUGUUGUUGUGGCUUCUAUGUUGGGAAAUAGGGAAUGCGACUCUAUAAAGCUCGCCGUAAUGGAACUCUACAAAGGCGGAGUCGAUAUUGUCUGGAAAAACGUUGUCAGUGCUGCUAAAUUAACAGACAUUCCGUCAUGUCAACUUAACCCGACAGAACCACUGCUUUUCCAGUCCAACAUUACAUUAUUAAAUUAUGCAGGUGUGAACAGUCCUCACUUCAACCAUCUGUUUGUAGAGAGAGUAGGUUCCAAAGAAAUGCGAUUUCUGAUCAACAUGUCACCAUCAUCAACAUGGUUUCUGUAUGAACAUGUUGUAUCCGGAACAAUCAUGGUACCAGGAGCAAUGUACUUGGAGGUAGCGCAAGAAAUUGGAAAACACGUGUUUAAGACAGGAGAGAUGGCGACAAAUAUUUCCGCAAAAUAUCUGCAUCCACUGACCCUUAACAAGGGGGAACGCUCAACAGCAGACGUUAUUGUAAAGAAAUGUGAUGAUGAUUGGACGUGGUCGGUCAUUGUGUAUAAGAACAAACUUAAAGUAGCCAAGUGCCAGAUCCAGUUGGAGAAGCCAAUAAGAAGGGACAGAGUAGACAUAACCGCCAUCAGAAGACGAUGCGUAAGUAAGCAAUGCCCAUCGGAGACAUACACUGCUCUUACAAAGCUUGGCUUCACGUAUGGAAAGGACUUGAAAAUUUUAGGAAAUGCCAUGACGAAUGAUACAGAGUGUAUCGUUGAAAUGGAGCUGUCGGAGGCCGUUAUGCAGGAUACUUCAUGUACACAUCUACAUCCUGCAAUCUUAGAUGGUCUGCUCCAAACACCUGUGGUACUCAACAUGGGUAUUGAAAGCGAUGUGACGCUGCUACCAGGCGGGAUGGGCAGCUUUCAUCUUCGACAGCAGCCGGAAAGAAAGAUGCUUGCAUAUACCUUGUUAAUCGGUCAGUCGAAAAACGACUUCCGAUACAAUGCUCUUCUAUUAACGACCAAUGGAGAUGUAGUUGCAGAGGUGAAGGAUUACGUUAUUAAGUGCAUCGGAACGACGGAGCCAAAUCUAGAUAACCAUAUAUUGUAUCAAGUCCAGUGGGAGGAAAUAGAUAGUUUUCCGAAACCACCGCAAAUGAAACCAGAUGACAACAAUCAACACAAAUCUCUGUUGAUUUCUUCCUCAGAAUCAAAAGCAAACGUCAUUCAUUCUGAAUUAAAGCAAACAGAGAUAAUCCACGUAGAAACCAAGGAUGAAAAUUUGGAACUUAAAGUUACAGCUAAGCUGGAAAUGAAAGGACUCAGUUCUGUUAUCCUUAUAGCAGAUGGCGAGGACUGUAGCCAGAUGACCGGGGAACAAGUCAUGCAAGAGGUGUUGGAUAAUUCUAAAGCAUUACUUUCUAUAUGCAAAAUACUGGAAAAUCAAAACAACACUCACAUUCCUGUUCUCAUUAUCACCGAAAAGGUUCAAUCAGUGUCCAAUUCAAACAGCACCGUGAAGAAUGUUAUUGGAUCAGAACUAUGGGGAAUUGCUAGAUCAGUAGUGCGUGAAAGCCCGCUCAAUCUGACACUUAUUGACAUACACACUUCUCUGCGAUCCAGCUGUCCUGUUCUUCGAGACAUUUUGAUAUUCAAGUCACCAUUUGUAAGCAAUGAGUGUGAAUUACUAAUCACUGAUAACAGCUUGUAUUGCAACCGGAUUGUCAAACUGCAGGAAAAAUUAAACCCAUAUAGGUGGAAUUCACUGGCUGCUGGAGAUCCCGUUCGCAUAAAAAGUACACAACCAGACAGCACGAACGAUACGUUCUACACCUUACAAAACAAUGCAGAACUUGAGUCAGGAGUUAUUCUGCAUAUUGACACGGCAGUUCUACAUGACGAGAACUUUUCUCCGUUGACGCUACAGCUCGCCGAUAAUGACGUUCCAGUUUGGCAAGACGACAAAGAGGACGGAUAUGACAUUCUGACAUAUGAGGUUAGUGGUACAGUGACGGAAACCACAAAGAAUAUUGCAAACGAAAGUACAACAUCAAGCCGAUGGGAAGGGAAAUAUGUUGCUUGCUCAUCACUUACCGUGCAAAGGGAAACCACCAUUCCUAAAGGCUCUUUGUUAAGGGUUGAUGAUCAGCCGAAUUACUUCCCGGGUCUCCUUACAAGAGUAGCAUUACUGUUGCAGAUGAAGGAACAGUUGCUUGAAGGGAACACCUUUCUUCUUGCUGAACCAGACGAUAUUGCUGUUGUGAUUGUACAAUCCAUACUUUCAGAAGAAAACCAAGCAGCCCAUGCAACGAUUGAUGACCUGAUUGCUUCUCCAACAGCGGGGAUUGAAGCCACAAAUUUGAUCGUUCUGGAAUCCACAGAUGUUUUUAAACUUGGUAUGGCACUAUGCAAAUUUAAAGAUUUACAACUAGUAGUUGCAACAAACGUAAAUCUCACAAGGGUUAGCAUGAAAUCCGUACAGAAUACGAACCCUUCAGUUUGCUUCAAGGUCCUCAGCACAGAAGAAAUGCUAAGUCCGUAUGCGCUUGGAAAGCACGUUCCUCAAGCAGUAAAGUGGCUCCGAAAGAACAUGUCCAGGAUGACUUUUUCCAGCUUUAAAAAACCUACGGUACAAAUUAUGCGGUUGCCAUCGCAAAACCAUUCCGAAGCUAAUGUCAAAGUCACACAGAAUCAAUUGUUUCGAAAGAACAGAUGCUACAUCGUUGUAGGAGGAUUAACAGGUUUAGGAUGGGAAAUCGUGCAAUGCAUAGCAGCUGAAGGUGCAGGAAUGAUCGUGGCGCUGGCAAGAAAGCAUCCCAACGCUGAUAAAAGAAGGGAUAUUGACGUUUUACAGGUCAAACAUCGGGUACAGAUUAAGACUUUCUCGGUCGAUAUCACCAACAUAAAAUCCUUGCAAGGCACAUUUGACAAGAUUGAUGAAACAUUUGGCAAUGAAGCAGUGAAAGGAAUCUUCCAUGGCGGAGCUGUCUUAGAAGAUGCACUGUUUAUAAAUCUGACUGAAGAACAGUUAAGGAGAGUUCUUCUGCCAAAAGUCCUCGGAAGUUGGAACCUUCAUGAAAUAUCGAAACGAUAUGCUUUGGACUACUUCAUCCUUCACUCAUCGAUAUCAUCGAUAUUUGGGAACACAGCUCAAAGUAACUACGGUGCAGGGAACGCCUUCAUGGAUUCUCUUGCUCACUUCAGAGUUGGACAAGGACUAACAGGUUUAGGGAUCAACUGGGGACCCCUACCAUUAGGUUUACUUGACCAUAUGGCAGUACGAGAGGAGCUGCAGCGGCACGGGUUUAACUGUCUCAAAGAGCAAUACAUACACGAAUACCUCUUGAAAUCUCUCAUGAUGGACAAAACCCAGAUUACCAUUGGUUCUUUCCAAUGGAAACUCAUUGACCAACACUUUGUUGAUUCUAUUCCAAUGCGAAGCAGGAGAAGAUUCAUAAAUGUAAUUGGCGACAGUCCUGGAGAAAAUCUGCCGAAUUCGAAGUAUCUGAUGCCGACCUUGGACCAUGAUCUGUGCACCCGCGAAGGAAUUACUGCAUGUGUGAAGGACAUUGCUGCAAAGGUCUUGCAAGUAGAUGUGGACGUCCUUGAGAGUUCCUCAAAUCUAGCCUCUGUUGGAUUCGAUUCGAUGCAGGCGAUCGCAUUUGCUAAAAGCAUACGUGAUUUCACAACUUACAGAAUCCCUAUUGUCCGGCUGCUGAGCGAUUCAACUACUAUUUCAGAUAUAGUAGAAUAUCUUCACUCUCGUUUACAAACAGUGAAAGUUAUCGGCGGCAUUGAGAAUGUCGAUGAUAUCACGGAAGAGAAUAUAUAAAAAACAGUUUUAAGAAUCCUUACCCCACUCAAUUAAUUAUAUUUAAUUUCUCAUACCCAAAGUCAUAAAUUUUACAGUUAAAAAGUUACAAAACCAAACUUAUGAAAAUUCUAUCUUUUUGCAAUGCGAUUAUCAUGGUUUCUCACAACUUUAUCCUGACUAUGUUGACAGAUAUAUAGAACAUCAUUGUAUCGCAGCAACAAUGCACAAGGAUACACUUAAAACAACAAUGUGAAUUCAUAAAGAUACAAAAAACUAUCAAAGCGUCAACACAAGGAUAAAAUACAACAGUGUAUCACAGUGUCCACAUGCAAGGAUGAAAUAGAAUCAUAAUUAUUCAAAUCAAGGAUGAAACACUCAAUGUAGCAAUCACUCCUCUCUAUCGCCGACUGGUGAACAAUAAGCUUGGUUUGGUAUGUAUUAAGUUAAAUACAAGUGGUUUGUAAUUUCCGUAUCAGAAGAAAACUGACGAUUGUGUGGCAUUAGAACUUCUUUCUGGGUAUAGUAUAAAUGAAGUAAUUGAGUACAUUUGUAUAAGGUAAUUCAACACGAAUUUGUAUUAUUAUGACGUCAUAGAUUUAAUAAGUUUUAUGACGUCAUAAUUUUAGUUCGUAAUUUCCUCCUCUUCAAAAGAAGAUGGAAGUACCUAAAUUUAGCAUUGGCUUUCUCCGUUAAAGACGUCAGGAAGGCCGAACUAUUUGGGCUGAUAAUAAGAUUUCUUGAUAAGUUACAUUUUUAUCAUAAACAUUGCAGUUUCUUCUUCAUUUUUGUGUUGUCUUUUUCAUUUUUGGUGUCCAUUUUGUUUUUUGAUUGACCUUGAGGUCCGUUUUGGCAUUGAUACUUUUAAAAGUCAGAUAUGUUCCUUAUUGUACAUUUUUGUAUGUGUUUGAAUAAGGAUACCAAAUGUAUAGAAAUUCAAAUCAAUGUAACAGAUGUACUGUUCAAAUGUCGUUUUCUUAUAAUGACUUCUGAUGUUUUGUCAUUGUUAGUGUUUUUAGCGGUUUAGAGUCGAUACACCGGCCAUUUGAACACUUUGCUUGACAAAGGGAACACGUUUUCGAAAACUUACAAAAUAAGUUUUAAAUUCCUGUUUGUGAUCAAAACAAACUUAACCUUGGUUAAUCUUAAGAUUCUCCUGUUACGUAAAUUUUAAAAAUUUUAUUGUCCCCAUAUUUAUGGGCCUUUCCUGUAUAUAUGUAAAUAACGUUUUUAUAUGUUCUCAAAUGUAUUGGUUGCUGGUUAAUUGUUUAUCCUUAAUAAGUAAGAUGUAUUCAGUUGUUAAAUACUUGAUGAGUGUGACACACGGAUUGUUAACAAUCGAAUGAUUUGUAGGACUAACAGACUUGAUCCUUGGUGAUCAUUUGUAAAUUUAGAAGUUUAUUUGCUGAUAAAGAUAAUAACCUAAGUGUAUAAAACAGAGAAUGGCACCGCCAACAACUCCGAGCUGCGUUGUUAUGAGUUUGUUCUAUAGUAAAAAGCAGAAAGGAGGAUUCAGUGUGUAAACAUAACGUUGAGUGACGUAUAAGAAACGCAGUACAACAUCUUAGAGUCGUUGGAGGCACUAUCCUUUGGAAACACUUCUCUGGUUAUAUCAUAUUAGAAUGUUUAUUGUCUGAAUUCAAACAUGUAUUUACACAUUUAUAAUUUUCUUUGUCCCUUUCUGGUUCUAACAAUGUAUUACUAAAAGUUUUAUCGAAAGUAGUCAACGCUAUGUAUGAUUUUUUUUCAUUUUUCAUUAACAUGUUAUGCCGAAUAAAUGAAAGAAAUUAUUUGUAUAAUACCUCAUCAACAUUAUAUAUGUUAAGCACUUCAGUGACAUGCUUGUUUAGUGUCUCAGCGACAUUCUGUGGCUGGAAGUACUAACUACGUCAUUUGCAUGAUUUUUUAAUAACAUUUCAGUGAUUUAAUUUAUUCAAAAAUUUGAAACGUAUAAUCUUUUUGAAGUUAAGUUACAUAAUAUGUAAAUAACAACAGUGAUGUGAUAUGAAUUUUGUUGCAGUGACAUGAUGGAUAUGUAUUUGACUUCAGUGACAUGAUAUGUGUUUGACUUCAGUGACAUGAUAUGUGUUUGACUUCAGUGAUAUGAUAUGUUUUUACUGCAAUGAUAUGAUGUGUUUUAGACUACAGUGAUAGGCUAUGUAUUUGACUUUAGUGACAUGAUAUGUAUUGGACGACACUACAGUAACCGGAUAUGUAUUGGACGACACUACAGUGACCUGCUAUGUAUUUGACUUCAGUGACAUGAUAUGUAUUUGACUUCAGUGACAUGAUAUGUAUUUGACUUCAGUGACAUGAUAUGUAUUUGACUUCAGUGACAUGAUAUGUAUUGGACGACACUACAGUAACCGGAUAUGUAUUGGACGACACUACAGUGACCUGCUAUGUAUUUGACUUCAGUGACAUGAUAUGUAUUUGACUUCAGUGACAUGAUAUGUAUUUGACUUCAGUGACAUGAUAUGUAUUUGACUUCAGUGACAUGAUAUGUAUUGGACGACACUACAGUAACCGGAUAUGUAUUGGACGACACUACAGUGACCUGCUAUGUAUUUGACUUCAGUGACAUGAUAUGUAUUUGACUUCAGUGAUAUGAUAUGUUUUUACUGCAAUGAUAUGAUGUGUUUUAGACUACAGUGAUAUGCUAUGUAUUUGACUUUAGUGACAUGAUAUGUAUUGGACGA
Mizuhopecten yessoensis (Yesso scallop) is the source of this 9089-nucleotide messenger RNA. RefSeq names its product reducing polyketide synthase PKS1-like. NCBI's taxonomy places the organism in Eukaryota, Metazoa, Mollusca, Bivalvia, Pectinida, Pectinidae. Gene Ontology annotation, molecular function: 3-oxoacyl-[acyl-carrier-protein] synthase activity; fatty acid synthase activity; phosphopantetheine binding. The coding region runs from base 148 to 6411 and encodes 2087 amino acids. The record is from RefSeq and is a predicted model, not a curated record. Gene Ontology annotation, biological process: fatty acid biosynthetic process. The transcript has 7 exons.